AUGUCUCUCUGUACUGAUGUAAGCCAAGUGAAAAAAGAUCUUGGGACAGUAAUCGGUAUAGAUCUUGGAACGACAUAUUCAUGUGUUGGUAUUUUUAAAAAUUGUCAUGUUGAAAUAAUUGAAAAUGAUCAAGGUAAUCGAAUAACUCCAUCUUGUGUUGCUUUUACACCUGAUGGUGAACGACUAAUUGGUGAUGCUGCUAAGAAUAUACUUACAUGA
Molecule: messenger RNA, 219 nt
Organism: Rotaria sp. Silwood2
Lineage: Eukaryota; Metazoa; Rotifera; Eurotatoria; Philodinida; Philodinidae
Source: the annotation of a GenBank genome assembly